This is a messenger RNA of Prosopis cineraria, 3496 nucleotides long. Its product is annotated as homeobox-leucine zipper protein ANTHOCYANINLESS 2-like. The transcript is spliced from 9 exons. Lineage: Eukaryota; Viridiplantae; Streptophyta; Magnoliopsida; Fabales; Fabaceae. The record is from RefSeq and is a predicted model, not a curated record. Gene Ontology annotation, molecular function: lipid binding; DNA-binding transcription factor activity, RNA polymerase II-specific; DNA binding. Bases 645 to 3071 code for a protein of 808 amino acids. Gene Ontology annotation, biological process: regulation of DNA-templated transcription.
CCUUAUAUUUGAAAGGCUUCGAAGACUCCACAUGUUCCAUUUUAUCUUUACCUUUUUCCCUCCUUUCUCACUCUCUCUCUUCUCUUCUCUCUUCUGUCCUUUCUCUGUCUAAAUCUACGGACGUUUCAUUUUUCUAUCGUUUUUUUUUUCCUCUGCUUUCUUUUUUAUCCUCCUGAAACCUUACCAUAGUCAAGCAUGCAUCAAAAGAAAGCGAUGACGCUCUCCGAUGACUAGGGUUCCUGUUUUUUCAUAUCAAUCCUUACCCUCCCUACAGCGCGGGCUAGAGAAGGAUCGACUUCCCUUGUUUCUCUUUUCGAAUAUAAAAAACAAAAGGACUUUUCUUAGAGGCGAGACAUUGGGCUUUAUCCUUUUGUCUCCUCCUAUAUCUCUCCCUGUCUUUUAAUAUUAACUAUUUUUAUAGGCUUGGAGGUUCGCUGUUGUUGGCCCUCUUGAGUGUAUAUAUUUACGAGGCAGAUUUGGAGGAGAGCCAGUUCACAUUUUGGUUUGAAAAUUUCCGAGCUGGAAGCUAAUCGUGGAACAAAGCACUGCAAUUGCAGCUUACUUGGGAAUCUGUGCGUAAUUUUGUGUUGAAGAAGAAUAAGCAUCGAGCUGGUGGAAGAAGAAUCAAAGAAGCUUUUUCUUGGAUGAGUUUUGUGGGUUUUCCGGAUAAUCCCUCCUACAGCAGCAACGAUUCGUCUAGAAUGCCCUCCGGUGCAAUCUCACAGCCUCGACUUCUCACUUCCACUCCCACUGCUAAAGCCAUGUUCAACUCUCCAGGCCUCUCACUUGCCCUUCAAACGGGUAUAGAUGGGCCAAGGGAUGGAAAUAGGAUGUCUGAGAAUUACGAGAUGAAUGUUAAUGGGAGAAGAAGCAGAGAAGAAGAGCAAGAAAGCAGAUCUGGAAGUGAUAACGUGGAAGUUGCUUCCGGCGAUGAUCAGGAUGCCUCCGAUCACCCUCCCAGGAAAAAGCGCUAUCACCGACACACCCCUCAACAGAUACAAGAACUUGAAUCUUUGUUCAAGGAGUGUCCUCAUCCAGACGAGAAGCAGAGAUUGGAACUGAGCAAGAGGCUUUGUUUGGAGACAAGGCAGGUGAAAUUCUGGUUCCAGAAUAGAAGAACUCAGAUGAAGACCCAAUUGGAACGCCAUGAGAAUACACUGCUCAGGCAAGAGAAUGACAAGCUUAGGGCGGAGAACAUGUCCAUCAGGGACGCCAUGAGGAACCCCAUUUGCUCAAACUGUGGGGGUCCAGCUAUAAUAGGAGAAAUUUCACUCGAGGAACAUCACCUUCGGGUUGAAAACGCCCGGUUAAAGGAUGAAUUAGACCGGGUAUGUGCCCUCGCCGGCAAGUUCCUCGGCCGCCCAGUUUCGUCAUAUCCCAACUCAAUGGCCCCUCCGUUGGCAAACUCAAGUUUGGAGCUAGGAGUUGGAAGCAAUGGCUUUGGUGGUAUAAGCACUGUGCCUGCAACACUGCCCAUGGGGCCUGACCUGGGCAUUGGUAUUUCUAGCCCUUUAGCCAUGGGAGCUCCUCCUCAUCCUCCUCCAGGGAGGCCGGCCAGCGCCGGGCUGACCGGGCUCGAUAGAUCAAUAGAGAGGUCUAUGUUUCUCGAGCUUGCUUUGGCUGCCAUGGAUGAAUUGGUGAAGAUGGCUCAGACUGAUGAGCCUCUAUGGAUCAGGAGUUUGGAAGGUGGGAGAGAAAUCCUCAGCCUCGACGAGUACUCAAGGACUUUCACUCCUUGCAUUGGCUUAAAACCUAAUGGCUUCGCGUCUGAAGCCUCGAGGGAGACUGGAAUGGUCAUCAUAAACAGCUUGGCCCUUGUUGAAACUUUAAUGGACUCGAAUCGUUGGGCAGAAAUGUUUCCUUGCAUGAUUGCAAGAACUUCCACCACUGAAGUGAUAUCUAGUGGAAUAAAUGGAACCAGAAACGGUGCUCUCCAACUAAUGCAUGCGGAGCUGCAAGUUCUAUCGCCAUUGGUACCGGUUCGGGAGGUGAAUUUCCUGCGGUUCUGCAAGCAGCACGCGGAUGGAGUGUGGGCUGUUGUGGACGUAUCCAUCGAUGGUGUCCGGGAAACUUCUGGUGCACCACCUUUUGUGAGCUGUAGGAGGCUUCCUUCUGGCUGUGUAGUUCAAGACAUGCCUAAUGGUUACUCCAAGGUGACAUGGGUGGAGCAUGCAGAGUACGAUGAAAGCCAGGUUCACCAGCUGUAUAGACCCUUGUUAAGUUCAGGCUUGGGUUUUGGCGCGCAACGCUGGAUCGCCACCCUCCAUCGUCAAUGCGAAUGCCUCGCCGUUUUGAUGUCCUCAUCAGUUCCUUCGCGAGACCAUUCUGCCAUUACUGCCGGCGGGCGACGGAGCAUGCUGAAGCUGGCCCAGCGCAUGACUACCAACUUUUGCGCCGGCGUCUGUGCCUCGACGGUGCACAAGUGGAACAAGCUCAACGCCGGCAACGUUGGCGAGGAUGUCCGGGUCAUGACCCGCAAGAGUGUCGACGACCCGGGGGAACCGCCGGGGAUAGUGCUGAGUGCUGCCACGUCGGUGUGGCUGCCGGUGUCGCCGCAGCGACUGUUCGAUUUCCUCCGCGACGAACGGCUCCGGAGCGAGUGGGACAUACUGUCGAAUGGUGGGCCCAUGCAGGAGAUGGCCCACAUUGCCAAGGGCGGCCAGGACCACGGCAACUGCGUCUCCCUCCUUCGAGCCAGUGCUAUGAAUUCGAGCCAGAGCAGCAUGCUAAUAUUGCAGGAGACCUGCAUCGACGCGGCUGGGGCGCUGGUGGUGUACGCGCCGGUGGAUAUUCCGGCGAUGCACCUGGUCAUGAACGGCGGCGAUUCAGCUUACGUGGCACUACUUCCCUCAGGGUUUGUGAUCGUGCCGGACGGCUCAGGGUCUCGAGGGUCCCAAACGUCGGUCAGCAACGGCGGCAGGGAAAGGGGGUCGCUCCUGACGGUGGCGUUCCAGAUAUUGGUGAAUAGCCUGCCGACGGCGAAGCUGACGGUAGAGUCGGUGGAGACGGUGAACAACCUCAUCUCUUGUACGGUGCAGAAGAUAAAGGCAGCGCUUCCAUGCGAAAGCUGAGUCACGUGAAACGUAAACUGCAAGUUUUUUCCUCUCAAAAUAUAAAUUUUUAAUUUAGUGGCAGAGAAAAGGCGUGGGAUGGUGUUGGAAAGAUGAAUAGAGGCGCGUGGGAAAGACACGAGGAGGGGAAGGGUGUUGAGUCAAGAACGAACCGCGCGGGAAGGGGCUGACGCAGUGUGAGGGCGAGGCAAGGAUGGUGGUUCGGGUGUUGACUCGGAAAGAUCCAAUGUAUGCUCCACUUUCCCAAUCAAAAUGUUUAAAAUAAAAUUGAAAAUGGAGAUUAUGUUAUGAUUUUGGUUUGAUGGUUGCACUGACUUCGUUUCACGGUCAGGGAAGAGGGCUUCUUGUCUCUGUUGUGGAUGUAACGCAGGGGUAGAUUCUGUUGUAAAUAUUUUUUGACAAUAAAAAGAAAAGAGUUUUGACCA